Eremomyces bilateralis CBS 781.70 is the source of this 672-nucleotide messenger RNA. RefSeq lists its product as uncharacterized. Bases 1 to 672 code for a protein of 223 amino acids. The transcript is spliced from 2 exons. NCBI's taxonomy places the organism in Eukaryota, Fungi, Ascomycota, Dothideomycetes, Eremomycetales, Eremomycetaceae. The record is from RefSeq and is a predicted model, not a curated record.
AUGGCCCCCGCUGUCCUCCACCGCGUCCUCCACGGCACUACGACCCCCUCCCCUUCCCAACACUCCCGUCUCACUAUCUCCCCCGCCCUCCUCCCCGGCUUCAACCGCCACAAGGUCCGCAACGCCGACUACCCCUGCAUCAUCCCGUUCGCGGUCGAGCGGGCGCACCUCGGGGCCGAUUCGCUGGCGUUCGUGGAGAGAGAGGUGCGGGGGACCGUGGUGCGGGGAUUGACUGCGCGGGAUGUGGAGCUGUUAGAUAUAUUUGAGGGGGAGGAGUAUGAGCGGCGGAUGGUGAGUGUCCGGUUGCUUGGAGGGGAGGACGCGGGCGUGGUUGAGGAGUUGGUGGGGGUGGAUGAGGGGCAAGGAGAGGAGGGGGAGGUGGUUGAGGCGGAGACGUACGUGUUUGUCGCUGGCGUGGAGCAACUGGACUUGGGGGAGUGGGAUUUUGAUGCCUUUGUGAGGGAGAAGAUGCGGAGGUGGUUGGGGGAAGCGCUCGAAGAGGGUAUAGCCGAUGUUGAUGAACACCUCCGCGCUGAAGAUCCAACGAGAGGGAGAAUGACGAACGGCGCGAUUACCAAGGCUCUGGAAGAGUCUAGGGGGAAGAGGGAAGGAGUAGAUGGGAGCACUGGAGUGAGAUCAUUGCACGACAGCACAUCGUACGCUAUUCAAUGA